GAGAGCGUGGGAGGGCUGCCUGGGUGACGUCAUCGAUUACCUCACCUGGAUGUGAGAUUGGUAUCAGUGUGAGACCAGGUGUAUGGGUGGUUGACUCGCCCCCCGGCUACACGCUAAACAGCCAACCCCAGAACCCGCCGCGUCUUCCGCCCAGUCCGGUACAACCACACGCCAGACGGCAACGAACAAAGGACCACCGCCAGGUUUUGUGUUCAACAGCAGGCCGUAACAUCACGCUGACGUCUCUCAACAUGGCAGGCGCUUGUUUAGCGGAAUUGUGUCUGAUUCUGUGCUGUUUUAUCGGUGGAAACUUAGCGAUCCCCUCCUUCACCAGUGAACCCGGAAACGUGACUGCAGAAGUUGGCGGAACGGCGCUGCUAGAAUGGCAGAUGGACGACGAUGGAGCUUCCCAGAUAUUUGAGAUCUGGAGAAAGCUGCCCAGUGCCGGACUCAUCCAACGAGCCGGCGGGGGAGAUGCCUCACCAUUUCCUGGCUAUGAAGGAAAAUUUGAGAUCGAAGGGAUUGCUACCCUGAAGAUUCUGAAUGUGAACAAAGAAGACGCAGGGCAAUACGAGUUCCAGCCCAGCUAUGAUGAUGGAACUGUCUUGGAUUCAAUCGCAACCCUCGUAGUCACCUACCAGCCCACUAUAACCGGUGUGACAGCCUCCUCUUACGCUGUCAAUGAAGGCGAUGACCUGACGCUGACCUGCGCCGCUGACGGGAUCCCCGCCCCAACGUUCACCUGGUCGAAAAGCGACGGAAGCUCUCUCGACGCAGCCGUGGCAGACGCGGCCGUGGGAACUCUCACCUUCAGCAACAUUUCACGGGUUUCCACGGGAACUUACACGUGUUCUGCAGAUAACGGAGUUGGGAUGGCACAAACGCAAGACAUCGCUGUUUCUGUUUCAUACCCCACAACCGCUGCCCCAACCACACCAACACCAAAUGUCACUAUGAAAAUGACUGAUGCCCCCACCCCAGCGCCAAGUGCCGCACCUGAGCCGACAGGAGACAUGAAGACUGAUGGGAAGGAUGACGGAAAAGGUAGAGGUGCAAAACCACAAAAAGGUGGACUAGGCACCGGUGCUAUCGUCGGUAUCGUGAUCGGACUCCUUGCAUUGUUCAUCACCAUCGCGGUGGGCGCCUACUGUGCCUCCAAGAGAUUCGGCCCCCAGCAGGAGAAGAAACCAGAUGUCGUGACCUUCACCAAGGCUGAGGAGAACGAAGCGGAACCGCUGAAGAACAAGGACCCUGAAAACCCGCCCGAGAAAACGGAAGAUAAGGAUACCUCCAUCAUAAAGAACGGAGAGAUGGAGGAUGUGCCUUUGAAGAAUGCAGAAGAAGCUUAACAGGUAGCUGAUGAGUUGUUGCCAUCAUGAACAGUCUGGGAACUUGCUGCUAGGAGAACAGAACAGAACAGAACAGAGUAGCCUUCUCGCAUACAGGGUUAUUUCCAGACACUAGUGGAUCUGGACACUGAAUUUUACAUCUGCUUAUGUGGUUAGUUCACCUUUAUUCGAGGGGUAACCUAUAUCCGAACGGUUGUUUUUAAGAACAGGGUGAUGCCAAAUACAACGGCCAGUGGUUUCAGUACUUUAAAUGCAGAAACUUUGCGGUUUUCGUGGUGGCCGCUUCACCACAAACUAAAACCACCGUGAAAAAAUUGCAAUUUGGAACCAUGCUUUUUAAAAUGGAUAUGUUACCCCGUGGAUAAAGGUGAACUAGAUUUACGUACACUUUUAGCAUUUUUAAUUGUGAAGUUGAGCAUUUAGAUACUCUAGAAGAGGCAACUUUUUUGUUUUAGGUAAGGAUUUGUGUCACAAGAAGUGAAUCAAUUUUGUAGACAAUGAACUUAUUUUGUGAUCAUGUGAAGUACAUUAUUUGUAAUCUUGAUGGACUAACACUAGAGAGUAGUAGCAUAUGAACUUAGCUACUGGUGGUGCCUUGGUGAAAGAUUAUCUUUUUAUACAACCCAAAGUUGGCAGGCACUUUACUUCUGGUUGUUUAAAAAGGUUCUAAUAUCAGUUGAUCUAACAACAACUAUCAUAAUUUCACUGGGUGCCAUAACACUGCCACAUCUAUAAUACAUUGUUAUUGGGGCCUUUUCAAGAUUGUCUUGAACACUUAUAAAUAUCUGAAGUGCAUGUACCUCAGAAUUACUGAUGCUGCAUUGGAACAUCAUGUAUUUUUUCUCAUAUGGCGGUAUUAUGGCAUACGGUGGUAUUAAGUUCUAACCUAACACAAACCUAAUGUGACUAUUCACAAAUGCCUUCUUGACUCAACACUACAUUGAAAUAUCUAAUUUUUAUAAAGUCAGUUUGGACAAGAAAGUAAAUGAUAUUGGUUUGGCUAUCGCAAACCAGUAUUUUUCAGAUGGUAUUACGAGAGUUCAUAUUACUUAACCAAAUGUGACUAUUCACUAAUGCCUUCAUGACUCGAUGUGUAUUGAAGUAUGUAAUUUUACAAUGUCAGUUUGGAAAAAAAAUGAAUGUAAAUGAUAUUGGGUUUUGCUAUUGCAAACCAGUAUUUUGCAGUGUAGAGAAGACUGAUAUGUAUGACUACAAAGUUUCUUGGUGAAAAGACUUUCAAAUGGCAUACGCCAAUUUCAUCAGCACAGAAUAGGAUCAUCAGUUUAUGGAGGGUGUAAAAGGGUUUGCUAAGUUAUCUAGGUGUUGGUGUAGUUGUAUACAUGUACGAGUAUUAUCUUUCAAAGGAGCUGUCUUAAUCUACAAGUACUUUUGCCACUACUGUUUUUGGAAUUGCAUAGCUACAAACGAUUUGAUGUUAAAUAGAUCAUUCCAUGAUAGAAAGCUUUUGUAACAUGUUUUGGGGUGUAUUGUUGAUGCUAUUAUUAGUUACUAAUACAUAUUGCCUACAUGUAAUUGUAAGAUGUACAUGUAAAUGUGGAAAGUUUUAUAACUUCACAGACACUGUUCUUGUACUUAUUUUGUAGCUAGUGUAAGUCCUCGCAUUUCGUAUGUUGCUUUUGCCAUGUUGUUGCCUCGUGACGUUCUUUGUCUCGCCAAUCUUGCCAGAAAGGUAAAAAUACAAUUAAAAACCCA
Molecule: messenger RNA, 3062 nt
Organism: Branchiostoma floridae (Florida lancelet)
Lineage: Eukaryota; Metazoa; Chordata; Leptocardii; Amphioxiformes; Branchiostomatidae
Product: roundabout homolog 1-like
Exons: 9
Coding region: 252-1349 (365 amino acids)
Source: RefSeq, a predicted model, not a curated record